Chelonus insularis is the source of this 1572-nucleotide messenger RNA. It is a transcript of the gene Sfxn1-3, whose product is annotated as Sideroflexin-1-3. Gene Ontology annotation, cellular component: mitochondrial inner membrane. Bases 246 to 1220 code for a protein of 324 amino acids. Gene Ontology annotation, molecular function: monoatomic ion transmembrane transporter activity. The transcript is spliced from 5 exons. The record is from RefSeq and is a predicted model, not a curated record. Gene Ontology annotation, biological process: serine import into mitochondrion; monoatomic ion transport. Lineage: Eukaryota; Metazoa; Arthropoda; Insecta; Hymenoptera; Braconidae.
ACGGGUGGGUUCAUUAGCUCACGACUAAAAGAAGAGAAGGGAGACAGUAUUAAAUCAACUUACACGCACAAAAGUAGUCGCCAUCUGCAAGUUCCUGAUACAUUUCAUAAGCAUAUGUGGUCAGUCAACGUGGGGAUUGUGUGGAUAAGACUUCGGCGCAAGAAGGACAAUAUUCGUUGGAGUCAAUAGAGGAGGGGAUAGAAAAAUAGAAAAGGAAAACAAGAAAAUCACGUACUGAGGGAAAGAUGUCGAAUUCCAAAUCAGAGCGAAUAGAUCUGGACAAACCUAGAUGGGAUCAAAGCACUUAUAUUGGAAGAGCCAAACAUUUUUUCAAUUUAACUAAUCCGUUAAACUGUUUUGCAAGUAGUACAGAGCUUGAAAAGGCUCGAGAUAUUAUUUCCAAGUACAAGAAAGGAGAAUCACUUGAUGCGUUAAAAAUUACCGAAGAUGAAUUAUGGAAAAACAAAUAUUUAUAUGACAGUGCUUAUCAUCCGGAUACUGGUGAAAAAAUGAUCGUUAUUGGCCGUAUGAGUGCUCAAGUUCCAAUGAAUAUGUUUGUCACUGGCUGUAUGCUGACAUUUUACAAGUCAACACCAGCAGUUAUAUUUUGGCAAUGGUUCAACCAGUCGUUCAAUGCAGUGGUGAACUAUACAAACAGAAGCGGAACGAGUCCAAUCCCCAUAGAAACACUAGCUCAAAGCUAUGUUGGAGCUGUAGGAGGUGCAGUUUUCACAGCUCUUACGUUGAACCGACUCGUUCGUUUUGCUCCACCGUUGGUUGGACGAUUAGUUCCAUUCGCUGCAGUUGCUGCAGCAAAUUGUGUAAAUAUUCCUUUGAUGAGGAUAACAGAGCUCCAAAAUGGUAUCGAAUUACAAAAUGAAAAAGGAAACGUUGUUGGCCAUAGUAAGAAAGCAGCAAGAGAAGCUAUUGCUUCAGUUACAAUAUCUAGAAUUCUGAUGGCAUCACCUAGCAUGGUAUUAUCACCAAUGCUAAUGAACUACCUCGAUCGACGUCGGCUUUUAGUCAAUGCAAAGUGGGCCGCAGGACCAAUACAAUUGGCUGUAUGCGGUGUCUGUUUAACAUUUGCAACUCCACUUUGUUGCGCAUUAUUUGCUCAACGAGUUCCAAUUUCCAUUGACCGUUUGGAACCCGAAGUACAAAAAGAAGUUUUGAGUGUAGAUCCGAAUGCUAAAGUUCUUCUAUAUAAUAAGGGCCUUUGAAUUAUUAACUGAACUAGUCAUAUACAUAUACAUAAUAAUAUUGAAACAAUUCUUUUACUGCCUCACUAUGUCCGCCCACAUAAAAACUUAGCACACUUGGAUUAUUCAGGGUGGAUAUAAUGGAAUGAUAAACAAUGGAAGUUAAUUAAGAUAAGUCUAUAUUUAGAUAAUAAUUGUCAAUGCUAAAUCAAAGUUGCUGUUAUAUAAAUCAGAGAAUCUCUAUAAUGAACAUUCCUUUAAAAUAGGAAUAAUGAUGUUAUGAAUGUAAGUGAAGGAAGUUUGACAAUAUUUCAAUACACAUUCAUGUUCGAUAUUCCAACAGACAAAAUGAAUGUAUAAUUAAUCUUUAAAA